AUGAACAUCAACAUUACAAGAAACGGCAACGGAGGAAUCCCACAGGCUUGUUCUGCUUGUAAAUACCAACGUAGGAAGUGCGGUCCAAGCUGUAUUCUCGCACCAUAUUUUCCUCACGAACGUCAAAAACAGUUUCUCAACGCCCAUAAAUUAUUCGGUGUCGGUAAAAUCACCAACCUGCUUAAGACUGUUCCUCCUGAGGCCAGAGACCUAACCAUGUCUACUAUUAUUUAUCAGUCUGAUAUGCGUGCUUUGGAUCCUGUUGGUGGUUGUUAUAGACAUAUUCAGAAUCUUCAAUCGCAGAUCGAUUUUUAUUCCGCUCAGCUUCAUUUCGCUCUUCAACAGAUUGCUAUUUGUAGAGCUGCUGCAGCUUCUUCUUCUUCCAAUCAUCAUCAUCAUUAUAAUGAUAUUGUCGUGCCCGACGAUAAUAAUAAUAAUAAUCACGAUAAUCACGACAAUGAAGCUAUUAUUAUUCCUCCUAAUUAUCUACAUCAGCAACAGCUGCCGCCGCCGCCGCCGCAGCAUUUUGUUGAAGAACAGUUGGAUGGUAUUGGUAUGUUUCAACCGCAACCGCAAAUGCAACCGCAGUAUGUUGUUGAUGAUGUCGUCGGUGUCAACCCUAAUUAUGUUCCUUUACAAGAUCAGGAUCUUGAUACGUGGGUGAAUUCUAUACCGUUGUCGCUGUUAUCCUUGCAGGAUAACAAGAAGGAGGACGAUGAGGUAGAUCAAGAACGGGUUGGUGAUGAUCGUUUAAAUGAUGAUCAGAAACCCAGUUUUGACCUAAUCAAUGAAAUGAAUUCGUCGGAUAUCGUCAGAAGUACUAAUGAUCCUAGACACCAGGUGGAUAAUUAUUUGUAUAUCAUUGGUUCAUGA
Messenger RNA from Lathyrus sativus (Indian pea), 873 nucleotides. The record is from the annotation of a GenBank genome assembly. NCBI's taxonomy places the organism in Eukaryota, Viridiplantae, Streptophyta, Magnoliopsida, Fabales, Fabaceae.